GGUAAAAAAAAAAUGGCGCUGCCUUUAAGCCGUGGCUGCGCGUGGGGCGGUGGGCGCGUGUUGGCGGGAGGAGCUUUGAGCGCGUGCGGCGUUCUCAACGGUCACCGGGGCCACCCGACCGAGCUGCUGGUGGCCGGACGCGGUGGGUGGCAGGGGCGCGCCCUUGUCAAGGAGCUGCAUUUAUAUAGAAGACUCCAUUUAAACACAGUUUACAAGAAGCCAAAUUCUUUAUGGAGAAUUCCAUCCAGACUUGUAUAUACCUCAAGGUGUAAAUGCUGCUGUAACCAGGUGCAGAGUGACAAACAAUAUAAAGACCCUUACACACUGGCUCAGAAAGAUUUGAAGAAUCUGUAUGAUGAAAUCAAACAGCAAUUAGCAGUCUCUUCAGAUCUGAAAGAAAUCUGUGAUUACUAUUUUGAUGGAAAAGGGAAGGCUUUUCGACCCAUGAUUGUGAUAUUAAUGGGAAAAGCAUGUAAUCUCCAUCAUAGCAAGAGCAGGGAAUUGUUGAAAAGCCAGCAUUCUGUAAGUAUGAUUGUGGAGAUGAUCCACACUGCCAGCCUGGUGCAUGAUGAUGUUAUUGAUGGAUCAGAAACUCGACGGGGUAAAAUUACUGUAAAUAAAAUCUGGGGAGAGAGAAAUGCAAUUUUGGCUGGAGACUUUGUUCUCUCUGCAGCCUUGGCUCUUGCCCGCCUUGGUAACAACACUGUAGUAUCCAUUUUUACUCAAGCAAUUGAAGAUUUGGUUCGAGGGGAAUUUAUGCAGCUGGGUUCUAAAGAAAAUGAGAAUGAGAGAUUUGUACAUUACCUUGAGAAAACAUUUAAGAAGACUGCAAGUCUGAUAGCAAACAGUUGUAAAGCAGUAUCUAUACUUGGUAACUGUGAUCCAGAAGUCCAGGAAAUUGCAUACCAAUAUGGGAGAAAUCUUGGGAUAGCUUUUCAGUUGGUAGAUGAUGUGCUGGAUUUUACCUCAUCUGCUAAUCAAUUGGGAAAACCUACUGCUGCUGAUCUAAAGCUUGGAUUGGCAACUGGUCCAGUGUUGUUUGCUUGCCAGCAGUUUCCAGAAUUGCAGGCUCUGAUAAUGAGGCGCUUCAGUUCAGAUGGGGAUGUGGAUCUGGCUUGGGAAUAUGUACAACAGAGUGAUGGUGUUCAGCAAACUUGCUACCUCGCACAUCAAUACUGUCAAGAAGCUAUUCGACAGAUCUCCAUGUUGUGUCCUUCACCAGAGCGAGAUGCCUUGAUUCAACUUACAGACAUUGUAUUAACUCGGCACAAAUGAGAGUA
Molecule: messenger RNA, 1280 nt
Organism: Pristis pectinata (smalltooth sawfish)
Lineage: Eukaryota; Metazoa; Chordata; Chondrichthyes; Rhinopristiformes; Pristidae
Gene: pdss1
Product: prenyl (decaprenyl) diphosphate synthase, subunit 1
Biological process (GO): isoprenoid biosynthetic process; ubiquinone biosynthetic process
Cellular component (GO): transferase complex; mitochondrion
Molecular function (GO): prenyltransferase activity
Source: RefSeq, a predicted model, not a curated record